AUGGCGAGAGUAACACCAUCGUCUUCUUCAUCGACUCAUCUUAUCCACAACCUUCUCCGACUUCCCGAACCGCCAUCUUCGGUCUGUCUCUUCCUCAAACCCUUUUGCUUAUCCGCUUCAAUCUCUCAAUCCAGCCACCGUAACAGACCUCGCUUUCAGUCACUAUCUUCAAAGCCGCUUCCUUUUCCUUAUACUUCUUCACUCGUAGCGAAAUCCUUCUCUUCCAUCGAUGAACCAGAUCUCGGAGAAGACGGAGAGAGCGAGGAAGACGAAUAUAGCGAAGAAGAAGAAAAAGAAGAACUGGACAGUGGAAUGGUUUCCGUGGGAGGAAUUGAAGAUUCGGGAGCAUCUGAAGAGGUUUCGGAGGAGAAAACAGAGAAGAUGAAGAAGAAGGCUCGUGGCUCGGCUUUGAAGUUGUCGAUAAAGGAGAAGAAGGAAUUGGCUUCAUACGCGCAUAGUCUGGGUGACAAAUUGAAAUGUCAGCUCGUCGGAAAAUCUGGAGUUACUGAUUCAGUGGUUUUCUCCUUCCUGGAGACUCUGGAGAAGAACGAGCUCUUAAAGGAUCUUGAUUCCGUUGUGGUGAAGAUACGCAAGACAUCGCCGGAUGAGCUAGAGGACGCGGUUAGGCAUUUGGAAGAAGCGACAGGUUCAGUAGCAGUAGGACAAAUCGGGCGGACCGUGAUAUUGUAUCGGCCUAGUCCCACCAAAAUGAAAGCAGAGGAGAAGAAGAAGGAAGUGGAGAGGUUGUCGAUUAGAAGAAGACAGAAAUUCACAAACGCUAGACCCACUAGACCUUUUAGAAGGGAGUACUCAGAGAGACCUGAUGGACGUGGACGCAGAGGCGGAAGUAGAGUCGCAACAGCUUGA
Molecule: messenger RNA, 867 nt
Organism: Thlaspi arvense
Lineage: Eukaryota; Viridiplantae; Streptophyta; Magnoliopsida; Brassicales; Brassicaceae
Source: the annotation of a GenBank genome assembly